Messenger RNA from Prunus armeniaca (apricot), 273 nucleotides. NCBI's taxonomy places the organism in Eukaryota, Viridiplantae, Streptophyta, Magnoliopsida, Rosales, Rosaceae. The record is from the annotation of a GenBank genome assembly.
AUGAGCCACCAGCCUCUCUGGCAUCCCGCCAUCUACAGAGGGGUCGAGGACACAGGAGUCGGUGGCGGUGCCAUCGUCAUCAGUCCAAGGUGUGACGAUGUUGGUCUGGAAGACUUGGGACCGAGCUUCAACAGAUGUAGGAGUGUUAGAGGCCAUUGCAACGGAUUAAAUCGAAGGAAAGGUGAUGAACACGAAGAACACCAGGGAGCCGAGCGCUUAGAAAAGGGGCGAAGAGUUCGAGAGUUUUCAGAGAAAUACAGGAGAAGUGACUGA